Pimephales promelas (fathead minnow) is the source of this 2440-nucleotide messenger RNA. Its product is annotated as polypeptide N-acetylgalactosaminyltransferase 6-like. Gene Ontology annotation, biological process: protein O-linked glycosylation. Gene Ontology annotation, molecular function: polypeptide N-acetylgalactosaminyltransferase activity. Lineage: Eukaryota; Metazoa; Chordata; Actinopteri; Cypriniformes; Leuciscidae. Gene Ontology annotation, cellular component: Golgi apparatus. The record is from RefSeq and is a predicted model, not a curated record.
CUGUUCAUUCAUCAGCACGUUUGGUUAAAAACGAAUGCUCAAAACAGAGUUAGAUUUAAUUACAGUCAAAUUCACAGCCAUAAACACGUUUCAAGCUUCCUAAAUAUCACCUCCGUCCACUUAGUUCAAGGUUCUUUAGUUAACAACUUUGUUUAGAAAAUAAACCGGUUAAAUGGUUCAAUGAGAUGCACCUGGCAUGAGAGAUCUUACUGCUAGAAAAAAUAUCAAUAGCUUACGAGACAUUUUCACAAUGUCUACCGUAUAGGCUAACGUUACAAUUGGAAAGUGGUUUCAACGAGUCCACUUUAGUGCAGGACUGCAGGAUGCGUGUACGAAAUCCUCAAUGUGCUCUACACAUAAAUCUGAGCUUCUUGGGACUGAUCCUUUUAAUCACCAUUCUAUGGGCAAUACAGCUGGAUCUAGUGGGGUGGAGGUCUGUCAGCAGGUUUCAAAGCCAUUCCCUAAAGCCAAGAUACAGAGGCAGUGUGGGUUUGAAUUCCAGUAGCACUUGGCAUUUUCGAAACAAUGCCUCUGCAGCACAAUUUAAAUGGGCUUCAGCAUUAUCUGGAGAUGCCAGCUGUCCCUCUGGGUUCUAUAGCAUGAAGGAGCUCAAGCCUCGCAUACCGAGACCUCAGGAGGAUCCUGAAGGACCAGGAGCGGAUGGAAACCCCUUCAUAACAGGCAUCCUGACUCGUGUGGAGUUGACGGAGAAGCAGGAGGGUCUUUCUAGAAACGGCUUCAACCAGUUUGCCAGUGACCGCAUCUCCAUCCACCGUAGUCUUGGUGUCGACACGCGGCCCUCUGAAUGCAUUGAGAAAAAGUUCAGCAGAUGUCCACGGUUACCCAUUACCAGUGUGAUAAUUGUGUUCCACAAUGAGGCUUGGUCAACUCUCCUCCGCACCAUCUUCAGUGUCUUGCAUACAUCACCUGCUGUCUUACUUAAAGAAAUCAUUCUGGUGGAUGAUGCAAGUACUCGAGAUCAUCUCAAAGCCCCGCUAGAACAGUAUGUGCAGUCUCUUGAGAUUGUGCGUGUCCUGAGGCAGCGUGAGAGGAAAGGUUUAAUUGCUGCCAGACUCUUGGGUGCACGUGAGGCUGGAGGAGAAGUGCUUGCCUUCCUGGACUCCCACUGUGAGUGUUUCUAUGGUUGGUUGGAGCCCCUGUUGGAACGGUUAAUUCAGGAACCUACCGCAGUUGUGAGCCCAAGCAUUGCUGUCAUCAACAAGGACAAUCUGAAGUUUAUAAAGCCAGUGCCGUCAGGCCUCACACAUAACCGAGGGAAAUUUAACUGGAUCCUGAAUUUUGGCUGGGAGACUAUACCUGAAAAAGAGAUGGUGAAACGCAAAGAUGAAACCUAUCCAGUCAGGACACCUGCUAUUGCCGGAGGACUUUUUGCCAUUUACAAGCAGUUCUUUGAACACAUUGGUACCUAUGAUGACAAGAUGGAGUUUUGGGGAGGAGAGAACAUAGAAAUGUCAUUUAGGGUAUGGCUGUGUGGAGGUCGUCUAGAGAUCAUUCCCUGUUCUGUGGUCGGCCACAUCUUCCGCACCAAAAGUCCGCAUACCUUCCCAAAAGGCAUGGAUGUGAUCAUAAUCAACCAGGUUCGCCUCGCUGAGGUCUGGAUGGAUGAUUACAAGAAGAUUUUCUACAACAGAAAUAAGAAAGCUGCUGCCUUUGAAGCAAAGAAAUCAUACGGGGACAUAAAGGAACGCCUGAAGCUCAAAGAGCAGUUACAUUGCAAAAAUUUCUCCUGGUAUCUAGACAACAUUUACCCAGAGUUCUUUGUGCCUGAUUUGAACCCUGUGUUAUUUGGAUCGUUGAAGAACAUUGCCACAAAAACUUGUCUUGAUAUUGGUAAGAAGAAUCCUGGAGGGAAGGCGGUGGUUUUAUUCAUUUGCCACAACAUGGGACUAAAUCAGUAUUUUGAGUACACGUCGCAUCAGGAGCUGAGGCAUAAUAUUGAUAGGCAGCUAUGUCUGCAUGCAACGAUCGAGCCCAAACCUGUGCGAGUGGAGCUGUGCAACUUUCAGGGUAAUGAAACAGUCCCAGCUCCACAGCAGAAGUGGAGUUUCAGUCUUGUUUCCCAACAGAUAUAUCUUCUCCACAGUGAUCUGUUUAAUAAGUGUUUAACGGUGGAGUAUGGCAAGAUCGUCAUGAAAAGCUGUGACCCUGCCAACAACUAUCAGCAUUGGUCUUUCAUCUGAUCUGUGUCCUCAGAUGACCUGAUUCUCUUUAAGAAUAUUACACCAAAUAGAAGUGCUUGCUUGAAUGAACAGUUGCACAAAUGUUUCAUCAUGUUGUGAAUUAAUUAAAGUUGUUAAUAUAAUAAUGCAGUGCACACGUUUAUUUUGUUUAUCACAUUAAACUCUUCAGUUGCUAUCCAAUGUAUUUAUUAUUACAUGAAAGCUCAUGAAUUAAAGAUAAAUACUUUUUGUAAACAAGG